Molecule: messenger RNA, 237 nt
Organism: Somion occarium
Lineage: Eukaryota; Fungi; Basidiomycota; Agaricomycetes; Polyporales; Cerrenaceae
Source: the annotation of a GenBank genome assembly
AUGUGUCACCGACAAUUAAGAUUCUUCAAGGCUAAUGGCUGCGGCCAUCUAACUUUCACGGGCGAAACAACGAUCGACUGUGGAUCCCGCGACUGUUACCUCAGCUCGCAUCACCCGAAGAACUGUGGGUCCCCGGCCUCAGAUAAACAUCUCUGCAACUGUUUGAGAUACUACACACAACCCGAGCGUAUAAUCACCCACCAAAUUCCAGGAUCCUGUCCGCGUUGUUCGAGGUGA